This is a messenger RNA of Hibiscus syriacus, 5537 nucleotides long. RefSeq names its product putative 1-phosphatidylinositol-3-phosphate 5-kinase FAB1C. Gene Ontology annotation, molecular function: ATP binding; 1-phosphatidylinositol-3-phosphate 5-kinase activity. The coding region runs from base 326 to 5311 and encodes 1661 amino acids. Gene Ontology annotation, cellular component: endosome membrane. Gene Ontology annotation, biological process: phosphatidylinositol phosphate biosynthetic process. The transcript is spliced from 11 exons. NCBI's taxonomy places the organism in Eukaryota, Viridiplantae, Streptophyta, Magnoliopsida, Malvales, Malvaceae. The record is from RefSeq and is a predicted model, not a curated record.
UAUUGGUGUUGUUGAUUUUUUUAAUGUGUAAAUAAAAUUUUAUCUCAUCGAAACACUUAACUAGAAAAGUUAAUUAAAACCACCAUUUUUAUUGUGGGUUUUCAUAUAUUUUUAAUUCUGUUUCAAAAGAAGAAAAACAGAAAGGGGGAAAGAGGCUGGUAGGAAUUAUUGUGGGGGGUUGUUUGGGAUUCUUAUGGGAGUACCUGAUUGUUCACCAUCGGAUCUAAUACAAAAAGCUGGGUAUUGGAUUUCAUUGGAAUCAAGUGAUCUUUCCGGUUUCACUGGUGAAGAAUUUGAGAUGCUCAAAAACGGUGUUUGCUAAAAAAUGUGUUGUUCCGAAUGUUAUGUGAAGUUUGCUGAUGAAUUCUCUCAUAGAUACCCUUGUCGAAGUUGUGGUCGUUGGUUAUGUUCUAAAUGUGUUGAAAGAUAUGAAUCACAAGUUGUUGAUGAUGAUGAUUUUUCAAGGGUUACGAGUGUUAAAUGUUGCCAAUUUUGUUGUGAUGGGGUUAACUCAAGGCAUGAAAGUGGAGGAAGGAAGUAUUCCGAGAAAGUACACCCUUCCGAGUCUCCCCGGGAGAGCCCAGUACCACCAUCCUCUUGUUCUAUGAAUAAUCAUAUUGCUCAAUAUCUUGAAGCUCGUGAUUGUGGGUUUCCUCUGCAGGCAGUAACAGGCAAGAGUACGACUUCAUUCAUUACGCAUCCCCCUCCAGUCUCUACUCAGCGAUCUGCCAGCAGGAAUGAUGAAGAAGAUGCUGAUGAUUCUGGUAGGCAGUUUCUUAGCCCUUCCGUCGAAUACAGUCAGGAUGUUUCGGACAUAGAUUCUAGUGGUAUUAGUGCUAGACAUGAGUUUUAUAAUUGUAAAUCUGUGGGAUCGAGUCCUUCAGUCAGCCCCUCUAGGAACAGUUUUACUCCUUAUAGAGAUGGGCAUUCUGUACAGCAGAGGCAAGAAGGGAGCCCAAUGGCCCAAUAUGUUGGUCCCUUUGAUCAAGAAAACAUGGCUGGCUUAAGAAAGCCAUCAGAGAUGGCUAUUGAGGAACCAGAGAAUACCGAUGAUUACUCCGAUGAUGCGUCUAUUGUUCAAAAGCCAUUAGAUUUCGAAAACAAUGGCCUAAUAUGGUAUCCCCCACCUGCUGAGGAUGAGAAUGAUGAGGCAGAGAGCAACUUCUUUUCGUAUGAUGAUGAGGAUGAUGAUGUUGGGGAUUCUGGUGUAAUGUUCACAUCAAGUGGUAGCCUUUCAAGCAUGUUCCCAGAAAAGGAGAAACAAGAGGGAAGCAAAGAACCUAUUAGAGCUGUAAUUCAGGGGCACUUUCGGGCUCUUGUGUCCCAACUUUUACUGGGUGAGGGUAUCCAAGUUGAGGACAAUGCUGCUGGGGGAUGGCUUGACAUUGUGACAGCAAUAGCAUGGCAAGCUGCGAAUUUUGUAAAACCAGAUACUAGCAGAGGAGGCAGUAUGGAUCCUGGGGAUUAUGUGAAGGUCAAGUGUAUAGCAUCAGGAACUCCCAGUGAGAGCACCCUUGUCAAGGGAGUGGUCUGUACGAAAAAUGUAAAGCACAAGCGAAUGACCUCACAAUACAAAAAACCUAGAUUACUUCUUUUAGGCGGCGCCCUUGAAUUUCUAAAAGUUCCAAAUCAGCUGGCAUCUUUUAGUACAUUACUUCAACAGGAAAAUGAUCACCUCAAGAUGAUCAUUGAAAAGAUUGAGGCUCUUCGCCCCAAUGUUCUGCUAGUAGAAAAGAGUGCGUCUUCAUUUGCCCAAGAGUAUCUACUUGCAAAGGAAAUUUCGUUAGUGCUCUAUGUGAAAAGGCCAUUACUGGAGCGUAUAGCUAGGUGCACUGGAGCUCUUGUUUGUCCGUCUAUCAAUAAUUUAUCUACUACACAAUUGGGGCACUGUGAACUGUUUCGGUUGGAAAAAGUAUCUGAAGAACAUGAAAUGGCCAAUCAGUUCAACAAGAAACCAUCAAAAACACUGAUGUUCUUCGAAGGUUGUCCCAGGCGUUUAUGUUGCACGAUCCUGCUGAGGGGCAGAUCUCGUGAAGAACUAAAGAAGGUCAAACAUGUUGUUCAGUAUGCUAAUUUUGCUGCCUAUCACUUAUCUCUUGAGACUUCCUUCCUUGCUGAUGAAGGUGCUACACUGCCUAAGAUGAAAGUAAAACAUUCAGUUUCUGUUGCGGAUAAAACACAGCCUGACGAUAUUAUUUCAGUCGUUCCUAGUCCGCAUCCUUCAUCCAGUUUCGAUACAAUAGUCGAUGCUCAUAAUGAUGCAUCUCUGAGUCUUAAUCUAGCACAAGGAGGAAUGGAAUCAUUGUCCAAGCAGUGCGAUCAAAAUCAUUUUUUUCUUUCAUCUAAAGGUUCUAUUUUUGAUUCACACAAUGAUGAUUUGUCUCCUGGUGCGGGUUUGGAUGUGGAUCCAGAACUAUUCAAGGAUUCAAAGCUGUCCACUAUGUUGCCUAGUGAUAUUAGAGAUUUUCCACAAUCUGAAUCGCUAGAAAACAUGGCUGAAGAGGAGAGUCGUCUUCAUGAGAUUCAAGAAUUGGUAAAAUCUGAAAAAAUUGAUGAAGAUGAAGCCUCCAACGAAUAUUUUUCAGCCACCGACACACACCAGAGUAUAUUGGUUUCGUUUUCAAGCCGGUGUGUUCUGAAAGGAACUGUUUGCGAACGUGCUCGGCUCCUGCGAAUAAAGUUUUACUGUUCUUUUGAUAAACCACUGGGAAGAUAUCUUCAUGAUGACUUGUUUAAUCAAGCAUCGUGCUGCCGGUCAUGUAAUGACCCAGUUGAAGCCCAUGUCAUUUGUUACACUCACCAGCAAGGUAACCUGACAAUCAAUGUAAGACGCAUUUCCUCUCUUAAGCUGCCUGGUGAACGAGAUGGGAAGAUAUGGAUGUGGCACCGGUGCCUAAAGUGUGAUCAUAUAAACGGGGUUCCUCCAGCAACUCGUAGAGUAGUCAUGUCUGAUGCUGCCUGGGGACUUUCUUUCGGAAAGUUUUUGGAGCUUAGUUUUUCAAAUCAUGCGACCGCUAAUCGUGUUGCGACAUGUGGUCAUUCAUUGCAGAGGGAUUGCCUUCGUUUCUAUGGCUUCGGCAACAUGGUUGCCUUCUUCCGCUAUUCUCCGAUCGAUAUUCUAUCGGUAUGUGUGCCCCCAUCAACUCUUGAAUUUGGUGGAAACAUUCAGCGGGAGUGGACUAAAAAAGAGGCAACUGAGCUAAUGGUCAAAAUGGAAAUGUUGUAUUCGGAGGUAUCCGAUGUGCUUAACAGCAUUGAACAGAAGAUCAGUUCUGCGAGUGAUUUACAGAAUCACAUCAUGGAAUUGAGAGAACAGAUGCAACAGGAGAUAAAUAAUUACAAUGGUUUGCUGCAACCUUCUGUAAUGGAUACUUCACAACCGGGUCUUGCAGCUGUGGACAUCCUGGAACUGAACCGCCUUAGGCGUUCACUUCUAAUCAGUUCGUAUGCUUGGGAUCAGCAACUUCGUUCUUUGGAAGGUUCCACUGCCAAAGUUGAAGUGGAUCAUUCCAAUGAUGGGAAACUUGGUGCUCAUGAACAAAAUGCCUACAGAUCCCCUGAUUCACUGGAGCCUCCUAAAAAUUACAUGCAAUUGGAGAACUCUGUUCUUUUGAACUUGGAAUCUGUUGUGCCAAAAGAAUCUAAUUUGGCAAUGUAUGAUCGGAAGAUAGAGGAGGAUAUGCAGUCGGAUGGAAACAUCACAUCUCCUGCAUCGGCUUUAUCUGAACGAAUAGAUUCUGCUUGGACAGGUACUGAUCUACUUGCAUUGAAAGUUCAGCGUCCAGAAGCAUUUCAAGAAGAUGAGGUCCAACCUUCUUUGAUCACUCAAACAAGUAAAAUCAAUAAUCUUCUUUUGAGUGAGGUAGCAUCUCCGAGGAGGCUUCAUUCUUUUGAUUUUGCAUUGAGAUUCCAAGAAAGAAUUCAGAAAGGAUUGCACCUGCCUUCAACACAUUUAUCAAUGCUUAGAUCUUUCCAUGCUUCUGGAGAUUACAUAAGUAUGAUUAGAGAUCCGGUUUCUAACGUAACAAGGACUUACUCUCAUACAGUGCCUCUGGAGGCACAAAAGUCGAAUUUGUCACUCAGUUCCACAUCCACUUUAAUCACCUCUGCAUCUCAUAUGGCUAAAGGGGUUCGACUACUUCUUUCACAGAGGGGUCAUAGUGAUAUUGUUAUUGCUGUAUACGACAAUGAUCCUGCCAGUAUAAUAUCAUAUGCUCUCAGUUCCGAAGAAUAUGAUGAGUGGGUUACUGAUAAGUUCAAUGAAAUUGGAGGAGGGUGGAGUUUAAGUGACGAGAACAAAGAAGAUUCUUCUGCUUCCAGCUUUUCACCCUGGCAGUCAUUUGGCUCUCUGGACCUGGAUUAUAUUCGUUAUGGAAGUUUUGGGUCUGAAGAUGCAUCAUCAUCUGUGGGUGCCACGUAUACCAAUACGAAAAAGUCUCCACAUUUAACGGUUUCUUUUGGAGACGAUUCUUCCGCUGCUGGUGGCAAAGUGAAGUUCUCAGUGACUUGUUAUUAUGCAAAACAGUUUGAUUCUCUUAGAAGAAAAUGUUGCCCUGAUGAAAUGGAUAUUUUGCGUUCCUUGAGCCGUAGUAAAAAAUGGAGUGCACAAGGGGGAAAGAGCAGUGUGUAUUUCGCUAAAACAUUGGACGAGAGAUUCAUUAUAAAACAAGUCCAAAAGACAGAGUUAGAGUCAUUUGAUGAAUUUGCUAUGAAAUACUUCAAGUAUUUGACAGAUUCUCUUAGUUCAGGAAGCCCUACUUGCCUCGCAAAAAUUCUUGGCAUUUAUCAGGUAUCGGUAAAACACCUGAAAGGCAGCAAAGAAACAAGAAUGGACCUUAUGGUGAUGGAGAAUCUGUUUUACAGAAGAAGUAUCUCAAGGGUUUAUGACCUUAAGGGUUCGAUAAGAUCACGAUACAAUCCGGAUACAGCAGGGGCAAACAAAGUACUGCUAGAUAUGAAUCUGUUAGAAACACUGCGAACCGAGCCCAUUUUUCUUGGAAGCAAGGCAAAGAGAAAUCUCGAGAGAGCUAUUUGGAAUGAUACAUCUUUUCUGGCAUCUGUUGAUGUCAUGGACUAUUCUUUACUUGUCGGGGUGGACACGGAGCACAAAGAGCUGGUUUUGGGAAUUAUCGAUUUCAUGAGACAAUAUACCUGGGACAAGCACUUGGAGACAUGGGUUAAGGCAUCGGGAAUACUUGGUGGCCCGAAGAAUGCAUCCCCAACAAUCGUUUCUCCGAAACAAUACAAGAAAAGAUUCCGAAAGGCGAUGACAACUUAUUUUCUCACCAUACCUGAUCAAUGGAGUUCAUGACAUAGUUUCAUCAUUGACUCUUGCAUAAGAAAAUUGUAAUUGCCUUCUUCUCUCCCUCUCUCUUUGGCUACGCUUCGAUCCUCGUGUGUUUCUUUCGGAAAAUUCUUUUCAUUGUGGUGAGAGUUGACCUAUAACUGUACACUAUGAAGAGGGAGUGAACAGAGAUUUCUUUUUGAGGACUCCUUUUAAUGACCUCUAAGGAAAGGGAAGAAUCCUGAGCUCGUGU